Molecule: messenger RNA, 1332 nt
Organism: Didymosphaeria variabile
Lineage: Eukaryota; Fungi; Ascomycota; Dothideomycetes; Pleosporales; Didymosphaeriaceae
Exons: 3
Coding region: 1-1332 (443 amino acids)
Molecular function (GO): flavin adenine dinucleotide binding; oxidoreductase activity, acting on the CH-CH group of donors
Source: RefSeq, a predicted model, not a curated record
AUGUCGUCCACGCCCGUCGUUCCUUUCUCGGAACCACCCUACCUCGCCGGUCUCCCUUCGCCGUACUACAAGCCGACGCAUCUCAAGUGGCAGAAAGCAAUCCGAGAAUUCAUAUCGAAACACCUUUUGGAAAACGCGUUGCAGUGGGACACCGAAGAGACUGUGCCCGAGCAUGUCUUCGAAACAUUUGCGAGAGCAGGCAUGCUGAUUCCGUCCCUGCCAGCUCCGCUUCCUGUGGAAUGGCUCAAAAGACUUGGCAUACAUGAAAUCCUGGGCGCAGUUAAGGUGGAGGAGUUCGAUUACAUCCACACGUUAAUCUACUGCGACGAGAUGGCUCGCACUGGCUUGGCUGGACCAUCUGGAUCCCUCACAACGGGCAUCUCUUUCGGUGUACCUCCGAUAUUGAAGUUCGGAAACAAGCAACUACAAGAACGCUUUCUGCCUGAGCUUCUCACCGGCAAGAAGCGGACGUGCAUUGCUAUUACUGAGCCGGAGGCAGGAUCGGAUGUCGCGAAUAUCACUACUACGGCUACAAAGACUCCGGACGGGAAACAUUACAUUGUAAAUGGCACGAAGAAGUGGAUUACAAAUGGAAUAUGGUCUGAGUACUCUUCGAUGGCCGUACGGACAGGCGGACCCGGUCCCACCGGUCUUUCCAUGCUCGUCGUUCCGUUGAAAGACUGUCCCGGUGUCAAUAUGCGCCGUCUGAAAGUAGGCGGGCAGGUCUCAGCCGGCACAACCUUCAUCGAGCUAGACGACGUGAAGGUGCCGGUCGAGAACCUCAUCGGCACAGAAGGUAUGGGCAUGAGAUACAUCAUGACCAACUUCAACCACGAAAGGCUGACCAUCGCUAUCGGCGCAACUCGUCAAGCGCGUGUUGCCCUCGCAGCAGCCACAGAGUACAUACUCAAGCGAGAGGCCUUUGGCAAACCACUCGUUGAACAGCCGGUGGUUCGACAGCGCCUGGCGAGAUGCGGAGCGAUGGUCGAGAGUCAAUGGGCGUGGGUGGAACAAUUCGUCUAUCAGAUGACCCAGUUGCCUAAAGAGGUGGCUGACAUCGAGCUCGGUGGCUUGACGGCUAUGGCGAAGGCACAGGCGGGUAUUGUCCUGAACGAGUGCGCGCAAUGUGCCCAGCUUUUGUUUGGCGGCAAUGGCUACACAAAGUCUGGCCAAGGAGAGCUGGUUGAGAGGAUAUACCGAGAAGUACCUGGGAUACGCAUUCCAGGUGGUAGUGAAGACGUAAUGAUGGAUCUAGGAGUGCGACAGUUGGUGAAGAACUUCAAGAACAAGACAAAGGCGUUGGAGAGACCGAAGGGUUCUUCGAAAUUAUAA